AGUUGAAAAUUUAAAUGAAACAAGAAUUCUUUCUAAAUUAUUAUGGCUCCUAAAAGUAAGUUAUCAAGCGAGAUAUUUCGCAGUAUUGAUUACGAGCCAGAUCCAGAUUAUAAAACAACAGCCAGCUGGCCUUACGGUUUGGAGGAAAAGUUUCGUUUUCUGCCGAAUUUUGUCCCCAAAGUUCGACGAGCUGGUAGCUGUAGUGACGUCUCUCGAUAUGAGCGUUAUUUCAAUGUCGUGAAUGCCAACAGUCGAAAUACUUUCUCCUGGAGACAUUACUUGAAAAUAUUGCAUGAAGGACUAAAAAUAUUUGGCAUCAAGAUCAAGAGGCUGCAUAAAACUAGCUCGGUUUCAUAUUCUGAGAAAUCUGCUUAUGCCACGCCUCCCGAAACCUUUAUAUCUGACACGCCAAAAUCAAAGAAGAGACCAUUCUUGAGCAAAAAGUUGGAAUGUGGUCGAAAGCGUGCCUGUGUAUCGUCUGCUGACGAGAGCGCAAGUACGGCAACCAAUAGCUGUUCUUCCUUAUUUUAUCCAGGUGAUCGCUGGCUGAAAAAAAUAUGCACUGAGACACAGACUCUAGCUCAGAAGAUAUGUGAAACUGCCCAAGCUGUCACCAGUGUCCCAGCAAAAUGCCCUUGUUGCGACGCUCCUUUGGGGAAACGGAAGCAUAAGCAUUGCAAAGAGUCUCUGAAAGGUGUCGGUGACAUUUUAAAGCAACAGAAUCCCCAGUGUUUUAAUGAUGAACGUUCGAAAGCUUCUAGCAUUGAAUCUCUGUCUUCUAUAACGGACGUCAGUUCUGUUGGAGCGGGGGAACUGCUAUCGAAGAAGAGGUGGCGAAAGUUCUGCCGUCGUAAGAAGAUGCCUACAGUGCUCUGAAGCAUUGACAGAAAACCAUACCUCUCCUUCUAAACUCUACCAAAAACUAACAUACAAAUAAACUAAAUUGCAUAACCUACACAUAUACAUAAAAAAUUAAGCUUGCAUACUUAAGUGUCAU
Messenger RNA from Stegodyphus dumicola, 997 nucleotides. RefSeq lists its product as uncharacterized. The record is from RefSeq and is a predicted model, not a curated record. Lineage: Eukaryota; Metazoa; Arthropoda; Arachnida; Araneae; Eresidae.